AUGUCGCCUACACUGUGGAUAAGCCUAUUCAUUGCUCUCGUAAGCACUUGUGUUUUUACCAUCGGCCGUGGACGUAAAAGACAGUACCCGCCGCUCCCCCCGGGCCCUCAACGGAUGCCCAUCAUUGGCAAUCUGGUAGAUUUGCCUAAUCCAAAGGAGCAAGAUUGGCAGCAUUGGCUUAAACAUAAAAAUCUCUAUGGACCCAUCAGCUCACUCAGCGUGUUGGGAAAAACGAUCAUUACUCUCAACGACGCUGAACUUGCUGUGCAGUUGGAAAAAAGAUCGGUUAUUCACUCCCUGCGCCCGCAGCAGACAUUUACCGAUAUGUCGGGCUGGAACGAAAUUCUCGGGGCACUCAGAAAGCCAGAGAGCGUCCGAAAGACUCGUAAAAACCUAUACCAAGAGAUUGGAUCUAAUAAGUCUGUAUCCAAUUUUAAUGGUAUUCAGGAAUUAGAGGUAGCUCGUUUCUUGCUGAGGGUCUUGUAUUCCCCAGAAAAGCUUCAACAGCACAUUCGAAAAGAGGCUGGCGCGAUCAUCUUGAAAAUUGGCUAUGGCUAUACUAUCGAGCCUCAUGACAGGGACCCGCUCGUCGAUCUGGCCGAUAAAGCAAUGGAGGACUUUUCCUAUGCAUUGCGCCCCGCAACUUGGGCAACUUGA
Molecule: messenger RNA, 657 nt
Organism: Penicillium canariense
Lineage: Eukaryota; Fungi; Ascomycota; Eurotiomycetes; Eurotiales; Aspergillaceae
Exons: 4
Coding region: 1-657 (218 amino acids)
Molecular function (GO): heme binding; iron ion binding; monooxygenase activity
Source: RefSeq, a predicted model, not a curated record